GGAUAAAAUGUCGUAUGGAUGACAUUUUUCUUCUUGGAAUUCUUCGUGCUAGAAAAUAUGACAUGCAAAGAUCGUUGAAAAUGCUGAAGAAUUAUUAUGAAGUGAGAAUACAGUAUCCUCAGUACUUUAAAGAUUUACUUCCUUCUAAAUUGGAACAUGUUUUAUCACUGAAUGGUAUUCAAAUCUUACCAAAACCAGAUAGUAAAGGAAGAUUCAUUUAUUUCUUUCAGGGUGGUAAAUGGGAUACUUCUGUUGCAAAUGUAAUGGAUGUAUUUCGUGCUGGAAUGCUCAUCUUAGAUCUGAUGUUAAAUUUUCAUCGAACUCAAGAGAAUUGUAUCGUUAUGAUUGUGGAUGCUGGGAGAAUAACACUAUCACAUUUUCUUCAGUUGUCACCAAGUUUUAUCAAUUCAAUGGUGAACAUUUUAUUGAAAGAUACUUAUCCACUUCGAUACAAGGAAAUACAUUAUGUCAACAUGAAUAUCAUAUUAAAAGCAAUUUUAACUAUGCUAUUUCCACUUUUACCAACUAAACUGAAGAAAAGAUUGCACUUUCAUUCUGACAUGUCUACUUUGCACGAAUUCAUUCAUCCGGAUUUUUUGCCUUUGGAAUUGGGAGGUAAUUUGCCUUCCGAUUCGAGUAAAUUCAAUAAUAUGAUUAGAGCCAAUGAAGAAUUCUUUCGCAAAAACGAAGAAUAUUUGAGAUUGUACGAAGAGGAAAGAAAUAAGCACUUCAGUCAAGGCAAAUUUACGUAUAUUGGUGAAGAUUUUGAAGACGAAAAAGUUAAGAAGUUUCUAGAGAAAUCGGAAGAGAAAUUUAAAUGUUAUUCCGAUGAUCCAGAAGCAUUUAUGGCUUCUCUGAAACAAGAUUCAGAAUUGGAAAUUACACAUUUUUGAAUAACAUACAAUUAUGUUAUUAUUUACCAGGAAAGAAACUACUAAACUAGAAAAUUUAUUAAAUUUAGCAUGUAUUUUCGGUUAUAUAAAUAUUGUAUACUGAAAUAAAACUUCACCUUCGACCUUCAUUUCAGCACAGAUUAUUUAGGGAAAAAAGGGGUUACCGAUAUUGUACUGAA
Molecule: messenger RNA, 1072 nt
Organism: Centruroides sculpturatus (bark scorpion)
Lineage: Eukaryota; Metazoa; Arthropoda; Arachnida; Scorpiones; Buthidae
Product: alpha-tocopherol transfer protein-like
Exons: 4
Coding region: 15-893 (292 amino acids)
Cellular component (GO): membrane
Molecular function (GO): phosphatidylinositol bisphosphate binding
Source: RefSeq, a predicted model, not a curated record